GUUUUGAUCGGUUGUUGCACACGUGGGCUGGCCAAAGCGUACCUGUCGGUCAGCGGCGAUUCGAUGGAACCGAUCGAACGAACGGGACGCGCCUUAAAAUCUCGCCACGGUUCCGAGGACUGACGUAAUACGAAACGGUGAUGGUGAAAACAAUCGUGACCGUUCCGACGUGACAGCGACGAUAACGGGAGAGGUUGCCGGACGUGUAAAAGUUUUUCGAUGAUUCGCGAUGGUGGAACGAUAGCGGGAAUCGGCGAACGGAAGACGGAAUUAAAUAAAGAGCCAAGAUGGAAACGAAAAUAGUCUCCAUAGAUACGGUACGAGUUACAUGCGCGAGAAUUUUAAGAUGCACGUUGCCUGACGGUGUCGCGUCUCUUACGUGCUGCUGUCUGCCGGUGGACAGCCUCACUCUGUCGCGGUGUCCGGCGAUGUCGCGCGAGACGUGUCGCGUUUUUUCUCCAGUGCUUUGUGCCCGUUUCGGAUUUUCAUCGUUCGACGUUUAUUUGCGCGGCACCCUUGCGUCGUAACGGCCCAAAAUUAUUCUUCCCGGUAACGCGAACGUAGCGUGGUAAUCCCGUCGCGGAAUUGCGCACUUCUUUCGUGGCACUCUGCCAAUUUCAAGGUUCAGGUACUCGAGAUCGGUGCGCUAUCGAAUCGCAGUGGUGAGGUUAGCACGUGAGAGAGCCAAAACGAGGACGAAGACGUUUGAAAUGAGGAAAAGUAACGGGGCGAAUAACGGGUCGAAUUUAACGCAUCUUGCCGUUACGGGCACGUUCGCGAGCGCAGUCGUUAGGUCACAGCGGAUAAUGUAACUCUAUGACCGGCUGCGUGUCGAUAAUGCGCGUCUGUCUCGAUCAUGAAAGAAUCGUUUCCGUUCUGCGAGAAAACACUCGAUUUCCGAAUGUCAGCCGCCGAAGAUCUGCUUCGUCAGUGGAUUGUAGUCCCACUUCCAGUUCAACGAAGUUUAGAAACCUUGUCUUCGAUAAGCCAGAUCCUUAACGUUAUCUUGGCUGCUUAUCGAUAACGAUGACGCAGUACGGCUUCUCAAGAAUCGUAAACGUGCAGUUUCUCCCGGUGAAUAAUCGUCCAUCUCGAUUACGCAUUUAUCGAUAUAAAAUAUUUACAUACGAACAGAACACGUUUGUAACAAACAUAAAAAUAUUUUAUCUUUAUUAAAAAUUAGACAAUUGUGAUGUUUAUUUCGAAGAAACUACGAUGUAUUUUUAUCUACAAUUUUGCUUAAACAUUUAUUCGUUUUUGCAGACUAUGAAAUAUUUCCAUUUUUAAUUGUUUUUCGCCCGCAAUAUUGCGAAUUUUUAUUUUUGAUUUCGUGCCAUACAUAUUCAAUUACGCUUUUAAUUCAGCAAGUGAGGUUACGCUUCGAUCGUUUUGGAACAGUUAUAAAUAGACUGCGGAUAUUAUGUAUUUAUUAUUAUUUAUUAGACUUGUAAUAAUACGGAGGAAUAUAUGAAAAAUACAAUAGCAGCAACAUUUCAUUUUGUAUAUUGCAUUCGGCAAUAUUCGUAUAUGCCAUUAAUGCAUAAAAUUAAUUUACGUUUUAAUUGUCAAUUUUAUAAACGUUGAAUGUGAUUGAAAUGUUUAAUUUUUUUGCGUUUGCUUGAAAAAUUCGUCAUGAGAAUGCCUGAAUAGGUUUCUUCGUGUCCAUGUUGCCUUCGACAAAAUGUGAAUUAUCGCGACCAGAUGUCGCCAUGCAUCCCCAAACCAUAACCAAUGCCAUGUUUGACCGUAGCAAUAUGUAUCUCCGGAUUGUGGUGUUCCCGUUUGAAACACAUAUAGCAGUGAUUUUUAACCUUUUCCGUCUCGUGACCUCCUUCCGAGUUUUAUUUAUCUCUGUGACCUUUAACCACUUUUUCGAUCGAUUUUUUCAUUGUUGUACAAAGUUAAUAUUUAACUUCGUCGAUAUCAUACAACGGAACAAGUAACAAUACAAAUGGUAAAUUUUCAAAUUGCUUGUUGAAAUUGAAUUCCGCGAGUGUAACGCGUGUUAGGAAAAAAUGCGCCGCUCAUCAUGCUUCCGAGAAUUCUAUUACCGUGUUCCAGGAAAAUUCUGACACUGACUCCGCGUGAAUGAACUGAUGUAAUAGGAUUUCCGGAACUCAGUCAUAUUCCACUUUCGAAGGAACGCGGUUUCGUUACGUAAAAAUUAGAUAAACUUAAUUCGAAGAUCGACAAUUUUUAAAUUUCAAUUUAAGAUUACAUUAAAUUUUGAAAUUAUAGUUCAGUAGCCUUAAACAAUGAAGAUAAAUUAAACGUGGUCGAAUUUUCCAUAAACUAUAAACAUAGUGGGUAAACUUACCCCUGUUAAAAAUUAUUUUAUUUAUUUCGUGUCUUUAUUGUACGUGUAUAUAGAGAAAGAAGAAGAAAGUAACUGGAAUAUUGAUACAAGACUUAUCCACGUUAUAUCGUGCAAUUAAAAUCGUCGUGACGGGUACAACGAUUAUAAAUUCUAUGAAUCAUAAGAAAGGAAGUAAAUAUGUACAGUGCUUAUGUUGAAUGUACGCUCGGUAGAAAUUUUAACAUGGACUAUGUAAUGAGUUGAAUGGAAAGUUUUUGCGUUUUCUCCGAGAUGGUGUUGGUGUAGAUCAAUAUGAAAAUUAACGAUUCCCAUAUUGUUGGUUAUAUUAAAUGAAAAUGAAACAAAAAGUUAGAAGGAUCGAUAAGAUGCGUAUUAGCGUUUUUUGAAUCAGCCUUAUUGACUCGUUCGAAUAAUUUUGAUUAUUGCUCCGCAUAGAACCAAUUAAUUCGAUCACACGAUUACGAUAGAUCCAGAAGUUUCAAUCGACGCCAUUGUUCCUUUUCUCCUACACCUAUACACAGGGAAGAUGCACACUUGUCCAAACACACGUGCUGUUCGGUACUCGCAUUCGCACCGUAAAUAACAAUACCUAUUCAUUGCACUAAGGAUAGAUUCUAUUGCAAAAAUAUACGCAAGUGGGGGAAAAAGAAAUUUAAUAGGAUAAUGAUUAAAUAUAGCAAUGCACGGUUAACUUUCCGCGAUUCAUCCUCUGUCCCCAAUCCCUUGCACUCGGCGUCUCGGGUUCAACGAAAUCUGAUCUAGCAGAGAAGGAAAUAGAACACUACAUUCCUAAAUUAAUGUACAAAAAAGUGCAGAGUUACACAUUGGUACUACCAAUGGACUAAUUGUUAAUAUCGUAAAAAAGUUAUUCAGCAGUUUGGAAGGUCUCAUGAUACUAAACAUAACUUAUAAAAAUCAAGUCAAUCGGAUAAAUAUGCUAAAACUGUCAUUCGAUUUCCAGCUAAAUUUUCAACAAAAAAUUGACAAAUUUAAAGUAAAUUGUAAGUAAAAAAUUAUGGAUUGCGUUAAAAUCUAUAUUUCUUUAUUAGUAUUUCAAGAUGUAAUAAGUUACGAAUCGUAGGUUUCAAAUUUUUAACAUCGUUCCAUUAGUAGAGACUGUGCGUCGAGGAGAAAACAACGAAAUCGUAUAAGCACCCGUGUGGCGUGCAACGUGUACGACGAGGCAUAGAAAACUCGCGUUAAAAGAGUACACGGCGUUAACGUUCGACGGCGCAAGUCCCACACAGUGGGAGAGCAACGGCGAACUACGUGGGGGUUGAAACGUGGUGGGGGAUCGUGGAAGGAGCGGGUUAAACGCGAGGAAGCAAGGAGUACCCAGCGCGUAUAUACCGGUACUAAUGGCACGUUUGGGCAAACACGCGUUUCGAGCUGUUACAAGCGUUACAUUCACUGGACGAACUACCCAACGUGUCUCGUUCGCCGCGAUGAUUCCGUCUGAUUUCCGAGUGUGCCGCCAGAGCACGCGAUCGGCCAAAUGGCUUACGUAAGUUGCGCGGUAACGUCGAUUGCCCCGAGUUAAAUCGCACCGCUCCUUUUUUUAACCGCAACGCGAGUAUUCGAAGAGAUCCCGGACCGGGUGACGGACCAACGAUAUUCUCGCGCCGGACGUAGCGAAACAUUCGCGCGAACACACGGGUCCGCGUACGCCGGAAGCCACCCACGACGGAGCACGAGACACUCUGUCGUUUCUUUCCACGAAAACGAAACAGAGUUGCCGGCUCUUGGCUUCGCUCGAAUCGACGUUCGACAACUGGGACGCUGUCGUUAUUCACGUUUCGAGCCGCGAACAGUGCAAAACAGAACAGAAGUAUUCGCACGGAGGAGAACGAAUCAACGAAUUUCGAACGAUAAAAGAAAGAGAAAAAAAGAAAAGUGUGUCGUGCACGAAAUACGAACUCGGCGACGAGCGUGUGGCGGGUGACCCAGAAACGACACCGAAGCGGUAACAUUAUCAUCGCCGUGGACGAAUUUCUCGACGGGUGCCAAGAAAAAACGAACAAGGGGACCGAGGAAUGCGAGCAUUGUUCUUUCGGCGUGCUAUGCGAUAACGAGAGGGACACUUUCGGGGUACGAAAACCGUCUGCUGUGCUCGGCGCGUUCGCGACAGCAAUUAUGAAAUUCGCGCCACGACGUCGAACGGACGCCUUCGUUUGAAUCGCUUACGAGGACGGAAUAGUCACGUUUCGAUCGACGAGUUUCUCCCUGGGGAAGCAAAUUGGACGUUGACGACUCGGAACGGGGAAGAGAAUUGUUUCGACGACGAUACGAAAACGAGAACGAGAACGAGAACGGGCGAGAGAAACAAAUGCGUCGGUCGUCGCUGUCGGCGGUUACGGACACGGACACGAACGGAGACUGUACGAAAUAUGUCAUGGAGUUUCGUAUCUGCGAUCCCUGUGGUUCGUGGUUGAAGACACGGCAACGGUCGAGCGUCGUCCCGUCUAUAAAGCGCGUAGUUCAGGCCCGCCGUGGAGUUGACGCACUGGCCGCGAUCGUUGUGUGAUAUCUCGUGUAUUUUGGAACACGCGGUCGUUUGUAUUCUCGGUCGCGUCUCGUGCUCGAAAUUCACGGCGACUUUUUUGACGGUUCUGUAUCGGAUCGAGCGUGCGUUGGAAAGUGCGGUGAGGUAAAACUAAAGUGAGGUGGCCUGAUCACGCGGUGAAGAUGGAGGAUACAGGGGCAAAAAUCACGCCGGGAGCUAGCAUGUCCGUGUUGGUGCUCAUGAGCACGCUGUUCCUCGGCGUAGCCGUCCUCGUAAUCGGUUACAUCGUUAGCCGGUUGUCACGUUCCAGCAGAUCUUCGGAUUCGACGAAAAAUUCCACAGGAUCGGAAAAAGUGAAAUUCGAGGACUCGAGGGACCCCACGAGCGGAACGAUUGGGGCUGGAACGACUGGCGGGGGUGCGAGCAGCAACAAACGCACCAAGAACAAGAAAAGACGCGAGGCGCAGCAGGAGUUCACGCAUUCCUGGAUGGUUGGCGCGUUGAAGGGUCACACUGCUCCCGUCCUCGACAUGAAUUUCUCCAGCAACGGCAAGUUUCUCGCAAGCUGCGCGGAAGAUUGCGGCCUGCGGCCGGAAGAGGAGGUUCUGGACCCUGGGGAGACCGAUCGGUACGGCUGCAAGGUGAAUCGUGAACCGCCGCCGUCCCCGCCAUCGAUGAAGACGCCUGGCGGCAAGAGCAAGUCGUCAUCGUCGUCGCCGGCAUCGAGCACGUCCACGACCACGAUCGCGACUGGCGCGACGUCAGCGGCCUCGACGAAGGAGGAUCGCGCCAUCUUGAGCAGGAGACAGCGAAAGAACCGCACCAGAGCGCCGCGGGACCAGCGUCGCGAGCUGCGCGACGACGAGCACGAGGACGAGCAAACCGCGCAGCAGCAGCAACGACACCGUAGACACCAUCACUGCCGUCAGCAACACUACCAGAACAGCCCGACCAGAGGCAACGACGCCAACGGGAUAUCGUCGGUAGCCGGUCGGAACGCGUCCAGGAGGAAUCAGUCGCAGAACGACUCGCGUCGCGACGAGAACAAAAAUGAGACCGUCGCCGGCGGGAACAACGGGUCCAGAAAGUCACGCGUGAUCUUCCUCAGCAAUCAGAGGAAGGAGCUGCAUCAUUUGAGCGACGCGUCGCUGGCCUCGUUGCUACGCAGAUACACGCUCACCGGGGAGCAGCUGGCGCACCUCGGCUAUCCCGUCGAGUGCAGCUACUUCCCGGGUUACGCCGUGAUCAUCAAUCAUCAUCAGCACCCCAUGGGACACCGUGCCCGUGGCUAUCAUCAUUUGGACGCGAACGCGCGCGAAUUCGUGCCUGGAAGCGGCACCAGUUCGUCGUGGACGAUGGUGGAGAGCGAGGCGGACAGCGGCAAUUGCAGCGGUAGCUCGCUAGACAGUUCGGAUUUGGAACAGGAGAGCUCGUCGGACAGCGACAAGAGCUCCGACAUCGGUGAGUCGUUGUCGUCUUCGUCCUCGUUGUCGUCCUCAUCCUCCUCCUCCUCUUCCUCCUCGUCCUCGUCGAGUUACGAAGAGAAGUCCAGGAGGGACUCGACACCCGACCCCUACGAGCUUGUGGUGGUCGAAAGACGAUGCGCCAGAUGUUUCAAGAGCUUCUAUGUGAAUCGGGAGGACGGGGAGUACAUGCACGAGGAGCGCUGCGUCUACCAUUGGGGGAAGCUACGCAGCGGAUUGGUCGACGGCUCGCACGGCGACACGUGGGAGUGCUGUCGCGGUCGCGAGAACGCCAGAGGCUGCACCACCGCCAAGAUGCACGUGUGGACGGGGCUGGCGCCGGGUUACAACGGUCCGUUCGAGGGCUACGUUCGCACCAGGCCCGCCAGGAGCGUGCCCAAGGACGGGAAUUACGGGGUGUACGCGCUGGACUGCGAGAUGUGCUUCACGCGGCGCGGCCUCGAGCUGGCCAAGCUAACGGUGGUCGGGAUGGACGGUAAAGUGGUGUACGACACGCUGGUGAAGCCCGACGCGGAGGUGAUCGACCACAAUACCAGAUUCAGCGGCAUCACCGCGAAGGAUCUGUCCAGGGCGUCGAAGAUGCUCAGGGACGUGCAGAAGGACUUGACCAGCUUCGUGCACGCCGAGACCAUACUGAUCGGUCACGGUCUCGAGAACGAUCUCAGGGCGCUCAGGAUACUACACACGACGGUGAUCGACACGUGCGUCGCGUUCCCGCACUUUCUCGGUUACCCGUUUCGUAGCAGUCUGAAGACGUUGGCGCGAACGGUGCUGCGAAGGGAGAUCCAGGUGACGGAACACGAUUCUGUGGAGGAUGCCAGGAUCGCGGUGGAUCUCAUGCUUCGAAGACUACAGCACGAUCUCUCGUAGGAGCGUCGCGAGACGAUCGCGAUGGACAGAGAGAGAGCGAAGGUACUGGGUUGGUAAAAUGGAGGGCGAAUACAAGUGAACGAACUGAUUCUCUCGGAGAUCUCUGUUUCCGUCGCGCGAGGCAAAAUUGUUUGGGAACUGUGCGCGGUUUCGCGUUCCGAGGUCUCGUUGCACGCGCGGUUCCGUCGUUUAUUAUUUUCUUUUAUACUUUCUUUUUUUUUCUUUUUUUUUUCUUUUCUUUCUCUCUGUUUCGUCGUCGACAGAAAGACGCUAACGAGAAUGGAUCUCCCCGCGACGGGCCGGCGAUAACGCUGUCUGAUCCGCGCGCAACUCUCCCGUCAGUGUUCAGUUCCAAGUGAAGUCUGUGAUACGUUACAUAUACAGAAAGAAACUACACGUAGCCGAGCGGUUUCGCCAGGGACGCGCUCUCGUCGCUCGCACAGAUGGACUUUAGACACACAUAAACACGAUUCAUGCGUUUCUCGGUCUUAUGCAUAACGACGUAUUCGGUCUUACGCGUCGUCGCGCCGUUGCCGAGGAAAAGGUUUGGCUCGAUUCCGUGUACGUCUACUCGAAUAUUUAUUUUUUUUUUUUGUCUCGAUGAAUCUCUUACGUUACGUUUGGGGUGUCCCAGAAAAUGUCGCGCGUUUCGAAACCCCCCGCGCGAGACGCCAUGCUGCUUCUUCGGGCGCGCAGGAUUAUGCGCGUUCACGUUCGAUGACGUCACAGUUGUGUUCGCUCGAACGAAAUGCAAGAUGCAGUUUUCGCGAUCGGCGCAGCCAGAGAUUUUUAACCAUCUAUUAACCCCAAGCCGUACGACGUACGUACAAUUUUUCGAAUGUACAUUAAUUUUGUUCAAAUUUCUUUAAAAAUGUGUUGAUUUUAAUAUAUUGGACUUCGCGGACGAGAACAGUGAGACUCGUCGGUGCACGGUAAGGGGUUAACUCGUACGUUUCGUUUCGUUGGACGGUUUUAGGAUAAUCAGGGAACAGUGAUCAAAAUGGACGAUAUUCCGUAGGACACCCCAAUAGUACCGAAGCUGAUCGUUUCAGUUUUGACGAAUUUUUGUUAUUUUGACGAUUGAUAUAUUUUAUUUGAUGAGAAAUGACUAAUCGAUCUGAAUUGAUAGACAAUGUGUCGCUUGUUGUCCGAUCGUGCAAGUGCAGCAAACUUGUGGGCGUCGUCCGCGUUAAGACGGGUAAACCACCAAACAAUUUUUCUUCUCCCUGGGGGAAAACAGACUCCGUUGUUAUUAAUUCUCUAGCAGUUACGAUAAAGAAAUUCGGAAGUUUUUGGUGGAGAGUGGUGGUGCGGAGAUAAAAAAAAAAAAAAAAAAAAGUGCCCGAGUACGGAAAAUAAAAAUAAUUAUUAUUAGAAGCUUUUUUAUUAAGAGAUGCCUUAGAGUACAAUUGAAAUAAUAAUACUCGAACGAAGUACUCGACUCGACAUAUUCGCUUUUUCUACAGAGUAACUUCUCGAUUUUACACGGUCGAUUCAUAUUCUGUAGCCUUUCGCCGCGAUAUAGGGGCCAUAGUUGCGAAAAACGGUGUUUUGUAUAAAAUAUUAGGACGCUAGUAGAAAGUAGAAAGAAAUUAUUUUCAAAAACUCGUCCAGUUUCGAUGUUCACAUGUUUUGAUUGUUGAUAAUUUUUUGAUUUUCAAAUAAUUAUUUUUUUGAACGUCUCGCGUUCAUUUUUAACCGGGGGAAAAAACUACUCUCCUGUUCAAACUAGACCACUUUGACGAUUAGCAGGAAAUCGAAUAUAAAGCGUCAAUAAAUGUCUCGUUUGACCUGGUUGACCUAUAUUAUUCGUUCGAAAGUUCGCAUAGUUAAAUACGCGAAGACUCGUGAAACGAUAAUUGGUUACAUCAACGUUUAUACGUCUGUUCGAACGAUAGUACUAAAGCGUACGGGGUUGUGUGCAACCUGGCGGCCAUAUUGGAUUGCAUAUGGCGCUGCCGUGCAACUUAUCGUUCUAUAAAUCGUCGCAUCUAUGGACCCUGUAAGUCGAAUAUCGCGUAAGGAAAUUGUAUUAAAAUGCAGGAUGUACCUUUGGGUAGUACACGAUCUCAGUUUCAAAGGUUAAUUAAACAGGCUCAUUAAGUACUUAUUUGUGAAAAGAAAUUCAUUUGAUAUGCAAAUACAGCCCGAACUCUGUUAUAAAGAGCCACGAAUUCAAUUAUUCGCAUUCGCGACAAACGUACGAACUUUGAGACACGUCAAAGUGAUAUUUUCGAAACAAAACGUCAAUUUACAAAUUUAUGAUCAAAACUUGAAUUGCAAUCGCGUUUAUUAUUAACUCGUUGACUGCCACGCCUAGUUUAUCUUGUCUUAAAGAUACUCUCGACAUUUAUACAAAUCACAGUAGGACUAAAAACUAGAAAUAUUCGACAGUUUAAUCGUGUACUUGAUAUCUCAUAACGUUAUUAAAAAUUUUACAAUAUUUUAAGUUUGAAAACACAGUCAACGCGUUAAUUAAUAUUGCUUAUAAGCGUACGAUUUUAAACUUACAAACAUAUACAUUCUGUUUAAUAUUAAGCGUAUCGUAACUUUUACACGUAUAUCAAUACAAAUAAUAUUUAGUUAUGUAAUCGCGUUACGUUCUCAUUCAUAUUUGUUUUGUUCUUUUUACGCGCAUCUUUAUAAAACUAUCCGGAACGUCAAAAAAAAUGGCCGACAUAUUUACGAGUGACGGUGUUCUAUAUAACCGAGUUCGAUGGUACAUACAUGCAAAAUUAUGUAAAGAAAAUAAAAAGGUACAACUGUAUAUGUAUGAACCCGCGUAACUCGAGAACUUCCUGUACUCGAAUAUUUCAAGUAUUCCGCGAGUUUCUAGGUUAGGUGAUCUAACAGGAACGAGAUUGUCUGUCCUGAAUCAGUAAAUCACCGAAAUACAAAAUGAUCUCAAUAAAUAGUUCCGAUACGAGGAUUAGUGUAUUAUAAAAAAAAAAAAAACAAUAAAAGAAAAAAAAAGAAGCGAAUUAUGGGAUUCCCGUGUUCGAAUUAGGUGUAUCCGUCCGCAAGACGUUUUCCUCGACAAGCGCCGCGAUGCUGUGUGCGCGCGCAACACUCGUGUAGGUGUCAUCUGCGUCUCACAAUUUCAUGGAUCAUACCUUUGUACAUGUGUGUAUAUAUAUAUAUAUGUGCGUGUGUGUACACACAGAAUAUGUAGGACCUAUAUGUAUAUAUACACAUAUACACAUAUUAUAUAUAUAUACAUACGCACCUUUAUACCUUACGACCUCUCUCAUGCAUAUUUCAUCCAGCGUUGUUUUUUCGUACACGUACAGCGAGAGGAGGACACGCGGCGUCAUUGAUGCUGGUAAGUGUCUCGGUCUUCCACGAUGAUGGCUUGCAUUUAAAUUCUCCUCGAAAACGACGUCUAGAAAAUUCGACGCUAAACGAGGACACACGGAUCGAGAAAUAAUUCGGAAUUAAUGCGCGCUGCGUUUCUGUUUUUUUUUAUUUUCUUUUCUUUUCGUGUUUUUGGACCAGCGCAGCUUCGAAAAAUUCGAACGAUCGACAGCUUCGACGAAGAUUCGGGAGUUUCGAUCGUCCGUUGGGUUCGACGCAGCCGAACGACCGUUUUAAAAUAAUCGUUCGCCCGCGUUGGGCCCUAAUCGGGAAACAAAAUCUUGCUCGCUCUGGUCGCGAGAAACGAGACGAGAAAAAAACGCGUGUCCUCUGGCCGUAUUUUUAUCGGUAGACACGUGCAACUUCGCCGCUCAAGAGUAUCGAUUUCUGUUUUGGUUUUGUGCCCCGAAGACGUCGAGCGAAACGUGCGCGGGCCGCGGAGUCGUUUUUAUUAUCGACGAUGGUACAGCCGUGCCACGGACCAGUUUUUUUUUUUCGUUUCGCGCGUGUCCUCGUCGCGUAAAUCAUAACUGGACGAGAGAAGCCUUAGAACCGCGCGUCCGAUUUCGCCUCACGCUCGAUACGCCACGCAGAUAAUGUUCCGUGAUUUUAUACUUUAUUACCGCCGUUAGUGACGCCCCGUGUGCCCGUUUGUUGCAUCAAUAUGUACGUUAGAAUAAUAAAGUGCACGAGGUGUGCAAGCGUUCAGCGACGACGGAAUCUUUGUAUCCCCCCACCCCAAACCCCUUAGAGUUUGACGACUGUGCGCCUGCGCACCAGAGAUGAGGAAAAUUUUUAUCCAGAUAAAAGUUUUCGAAUAACGAAUACAAGACGGACCAUUUAUUCGUUCGCUAAAUAAAUAAUUUUAAUUAAUAUAAGACGUGGUAGUCUCUUCCGUUGCGCGUUACGUGUUACGUGUUACGUAACCUUUAAAUCUUUUAUUUUAAUUAAAAUCACUGCUUUUUAACCCUUUCGAUACGAACGAUGAUUACAGUCGCCCGUUAAAGUUUUACAAAACAAUCGAAAAACGAUAUUUUAUUAAAUACUGUCUCGAACCCGUGAAUUAUUUCUACAAAUAGCUUGAAAAAUCGAAGACUUGCAUAGUUGGUGAUAUUGAAGCGAAUGUUUUGUUUCCACCGAUUUUUACAGUUCUGUACAGCAGCAACGUGCUAUUCGUAUCGAAAGGGUUGAUAAUAAGUCGUCGCAAAGAGUGAAACAUUUCGUAACGAACAAAUAAAAAUUUUUACCAUCUCUGCGACGCGUUAAAGAAGUAAAUCCUAACCUCUCGAAGACUCGUGUGUGUGUUACGAGCCGAAUUUUUACUUAAUUUUUAUCCCCUGCCAACGAUUAUUUUCGUUCCUGAUUUUUUUACCAUUUUUUUUUCUUUCUUUCUUUUUCUCGUUAUUUAUGUCAUAACUCGCGUUCGGAACGCCCGUAAACAUUGUUCCAUUCUCUUUAGUCCGCGUCCUUCUUGGCUUGUACAAGGUGUCACGAUCGCAUCUGCCACAAUAAGAUUGCGUGUACUCACGCUGUAAUUACACGAUAAUUAGAUAGUUUUUACACGCUUUAGGGACUUACAUUUAGAAUUACACCGCGAUCGGACGAUAAUUACCGUGUGAUUACACGUAAUCCCGUCGUGGCAAAUGUAAUCGGAAUACAUUUUACCCAACUCCGUCAUGGUUAGAUUGUACGCCGUUGGUUUGGUGGAUAUUGGUAUAGAACUUGACCUUGUUAGAGUUUUUAAAUCAAUGUAGGUAAUAAAUAUACCGAUAUUUUUCACUUUGGUGUAAGUUCCUGAUUUUGCAGCAUGUUGCACCAAUUUCCACUAAAUCGUAAGUGUAGAAUCCAUCCACGAUACUCGUGACAUAUACAGGGUGUUCUGUCAACCCUGGGAAAAAUUUUAAUGGGAAAUUCUAGAGGCCAAAAUAAGACGAAAAUCAAGAAUACCAAUUUUGUUG
Colletes gigas is the source of this 12486-nucleotide messenger RNA. RefSeq lists its product as uncharacterized. The transcript has 4 exons. The coding region runs from base 5003 to 7174 and encodes 723 amino acids. Gene Ontology annotation, cellular component: nucleus. NCBI's taxonomy places the organism in Eukaryota, Metazoa, Arthropoda, Insecta, Hymenoptera, Colletidae. Gene Ontology annotation, molecular function: protein binding; exonuclease activity; nucleic acid binding. The record is from RefSeq and is a predicted model, not a curated record.